Messenger RNA from Austrofundulus limnaeus, 1657 nucleotides. Its product is annotated as adenosine receptor A2b-like. Gene Ontology annotation, biological process: G protein-coupled receptor signaling pathway; detection of chemical stimulus involved in sensory perception of smell; DNA integration. The transcript is spliced from 4 exons. Bases 1 to 1617 code for a protein of 538 amino acids. NCBI's taxonomy places the organism in Eukaryota, Metazoa, Chordata, Actinopteri, Cyprinodontiformes, Rivulidae. Gene Ontology annotation, cellular component: membrane. Gene Ontology annotation, molecular function: odorant binding; olfactory receptor activity; G protein-coupled receptor activity. The record is from RefSeq and is a predicted model, not a curated record.
AUGGAAUUACAGGUGCACGCUGUAAUGGACAAUGCUCCUGUGAGUGAUCGUAAAAUGGCAGAAAUCAGAGACGCCACAGCAAAAGACGAGCAACUCAUGCUCUUAAAGCGAAUCAUCCAGUCAGGAUGGCCAGAGUCAGUAAAGACAUGCCCCCCAGCCAUCUCAGAAUAUUGGGACAUCAGGCAUGAGAUCUCAGAGGCAAACGGCAUCCUUCUGAAAGGAGAAAAGAUCGUCAUCCCACACGUGCUGAGAGCUGAAAUGCUGUCGUGUAUACACGCUGGACACUUAGGGRUGGAAAAAUUCCUGGCAACCGACCUGUUCACAUGGAACAACAAUGACUACAUCGUCACCGUGGACUACUACAGCAGAUAUUUUGAUGUGGAGAAGAUCCCCAACCUCACAUCAUCAGUGGUUAUUAAAAAGCUAAAAGCCACAUUUGCCAAGUUUGGGAUUCUGCAGACAGUAAUCAGUGACAAUGRACCUUGCUACAGUUCGCAGGAGUUCAAGGAUUUUGCCAAAGCAUGGGACUUCAAGCACAUCACAAGUAGCCCCAUGUAUCCGCAGAGCAACAGUUUGGCAGAAAGGACUAAACAACACACUGAACUCAUCUCCAUGAAUUCUUCAUCUUCUAUCUCCAAUGUGUCGAGCAGUCUGAGUAAUCGAGACUCUGCCAGCACAGCUAUGGCCAAAAAUAUCAUCAUCCUGGCUCUGGGCCUCAGCAUCAACUACAUCAACUGUGCUCUGAUUCACACCUUCAGGAAACACCAGGUGUUUUACAUGAAUCCUCGUUACAUCCUGUUCAUCCAUCUGGUGGUGAACGAUAUGAUCCAGCUCACAACCACAGUCAGCCUGUUUGUCAUCAGUUAUGUUUUCUAUAAAAUUAAURUUUCUGUUUGUUGCUUUAUUAUCACUUUUGCUGUUUUCACCACCCUAAACACCCCAAUAAAUUUAGCUGCAAUGGCUGUGGAGCGCUACAUCGCUGUGUGCUUCCCUCUGAGACACGCUGAGCUCUGCACCGUCAGACGAACUUAUAUUCUGAUUGUCUGGAUUUGGGUUUUGAGUUCUGUGUCAGUUAUACCUGAUAUAUUUCUCAUUGUAGCUACAGAGCCUGCAUGGCUGUUUUAUUCCACAGUAUUUUGUGACMGAGAUAACCUGUUUCGACACCCAGUGAGUUUACAAAAGAGGGAUAUUUCAUACAUAAUUUAUUUAACWGGAGUUUGGCUCACUCUCUUCUUUACUUACUUCAAAAUCUUCUUUGYUGCUAAAGCAGCUAAUUCAGCUGAUAGAAAAGCAAAAAAGGCCAGAAACACCAUCCUGCUUCAUGGCUUUCAGCUCAUCUUAUGUAUGCUGACAUACAUCGCUCCCAUGUUAAAAAAUUCACUUGUAUAUUGGUUCCCGAAAGAUUAUAUUCAUGUUCUCUUUGUUUGGUAUAUCAUCAUCCAGGUUCUCCCCAGGUUUGUCAGUCCCAUUGUAUACGGACUACGAGACAAUGKCUUUAAACAGCAUUUAAGAAAAUAUCUGCUCUUUGGCAUAAAAGCAGGAAACAAAUCACUGCUCUCAGUAAAAUUUGUAAUGUUUUCUAGAAUUCAAAUUACACAGAAAAUAGCAGAGAUGUAAAGUAACUAAGUACAAAUACUUUGUUACUGUACUUAAGUAU